AACGCAUUUGAACAAUUAUUUAAAGAUAUUUGAUUAGUUUAUUGUUUGAAGUUUAAAAAAAAUUUCAUAAAACUAUGACUCUCCAUGUACGAUUAGAAUUUCUGUUUUGGGCCUGGAAAAUACAUAUUUUUGACAAAGAAAAUCUUUCAUUGUAGUUGACGACAAGAAAAGAAAAGGCGCCAAAAAUGAUGAUAAUAAUCAGGGGAGGUAAUGGGAGAAGCAAGAAACACAGGAGAGGUAAGCAACUUAGCAACAGGCAUAAAUAAGUUUCAGUAAAGUUGUUAAUGUUUAUAUCAUUUGUUGGCAAACAUAUUUAACUGAAUGUGGACGUAAUUUAUAUUGAAAUGACAAAUAUACGCCACUUUGACGCUAUCAAAAUAUUCCUAUAUUCUGGACACAAAGUUUAUAAGUAAUUAUCAUUCUACCUUAAUUAUGUCUAGUCUUUCAGGUAGUUCUAGCAUUGAAAUACCAUUGGACAUUUCUCUUGAAAAUCAAGUACAAGAAUUUCGAGCUGCUCUAAGAAGCUUUGAGGAAGAUUUAGAAAAUGAAGAAAUUGAUCAUAGCCAAGCUAAGAGUUACAGUAAACACUGCAUCUCUGAGACAGAUGCUUACGAAAACUAUUCACAAGACAAUUCAAGAAAUGAAACAACAACUAAAAGAUUGACCGAUCCUCAAGAACCUCAACAAAAGACAUCAUCAGUGAUUGCUACUAAACAGGUUGAAAUGGCUAAUCUUUCUGACAGUUCUGAUCUUCAACCUGAUUCAGAGCAGAUAUUUGAAGACAUAAGUACCGGUUCUUAUAGGAAGCUGCCUCUUACCAGUGAUUCUCAACAACCUUCCGAUAGACCAGCCUACAGUUUUCCUAAACCUAACACACAAGCUUUAAUGACUGCUUUGAGAAGUUUUGAGAAGCAGAUGAAGAAUCUAGAAUCUGAGCUUAAUCUCGCUAUGAGUCGCAAUAAACAACUCCUCUCUGAAGCAGAUGCUUACAAAAACUGUCCACAAAACAAGGCUGGGAAGGAAACAUUUGAAGACUUGGCACCUCAGCAGAGUGAACCUGAAGAAAAAAGAUCAUCAGUGACUACCACUAAACAGAAGGUCGAUCAAGUAUUUAGUCCUCCCAGCUGUAGUGACGUUAGACCACAUUCAGAUCAGAUUUUUGACAUUAGCACUGGUUCUUACAAGAAACUUCCCACUACAAAGCCUUCAAUCAAUGGUGAUCAUCAGACUUCUGAUAAACCAGUCUACACGUUUUCUGAAACAAACAUAGAAGCUUUAAUGAAUAGUCUAAAAAGAUAUAAGCAGCACGUUGAUGUUUUGGAAUCUGAACACGGCCAAGCUGUAAGUCAUAGCACAGAGUGCGUCUCUACUGAGACGGAGGAUUACAGAAAUCAUUCACAAAAGAGUGCAAGGAAUGGAACAACAGUUGAAAGAUUGACUCAUCCUCAAGAUAUAAUUGCAUCAGUAGCCAGAAUUAAAUCAAGGUGUAUUUUGCUGAAGAAAAACUUAGAACAGCUGAAGCAAUUGGCUUUGAAGGCAGAGCAAAACAAGGUAAACCUACAGAAAGAGUUGGAAAAUCAAAAGAGCUGUAAAACUUUAGCACUUCAUCAAUCAUCUCCACAUCAAUUAUCUCUGGACCAAAUUACAGGACUUGAACGAGAAAUAUUACAACUGUCUAUUAUUCAAAAUGUAGCUGAACAACGGAUUAAGCUUUUGGAACAAGCCCUAACAAUAGAGAAGAAACAAAUGGAGAGAUUAGAGACGGCCUUAAAAUCAUUCACCCAUCAAAAUGGUGCCGACAUUAACAUGCAGGACGUUUUCACUUUAACGGAACCACACAGCAAAUGUCAUCAUCUCGACUCUUCGGCAAACAAAAGACAAAUUGCUGGUACCACGUCGACAGACUGUACAAGUUCUUCUUUGCUGAACUGUAAUAACCUCCAAGAACUGUUUGCUCAACUCCAAAGAGAAUUCUGUCAGCUGACAUGGAAACACCAGAAUUUAACGAAACUGUAUAACGAGACACAUGAGAGCCAGUUACACGAAGACCUUGAGACAGAGAUUGACAAUCUCGUGGAUCUGAUGGAAACAAAAGCAAAGCAAAUGGUUAAAAUUCGCAAAGCCCUCUACCCGCCAAAGAAAGAAACUAAACAUGAAAAGAGGAAAAAACGAGAAACCAAUCAAUCAUUGUGUAAAACCAAAACUGUUUCCUUAGGGAACCAUUCAAGAACUUUGAAAAGGCCUUGCAGGAAUUUACCACAGACAGGCUCAGAAAAUGUUGGGAGAAAACCUCAUCAAAUUUCAAAAGAUCCAAGAAAAUUACAAGCUACGUUGCGUCAAGAGGAUUUACGUUGGGUGUGAUUAUCAGACGUGUGUCAGAGAUUAUCUCCUAUUUUAAAUCAUUGUUGACAAUUGAAAGGUACACAGAAACGAAUGACUUCAGCAUUUCAAAUCAUGUCUUUUCUAAUCAAGAAUAUUGGAAUGGUUCUGCAAGACGUUGCAAUAUUCUAUAUGUUUUAUUUUUUAAAUAUAUUUAUGAAUCAAUCAAUGGAGUAAGAUGCCCCUAAUGAGCUGAGUCCCUCAUUUGUCUUGAUUCCUGGUUUUAGCUGAAUUACUUUGUGGAAGUAGUUCUCAUUGUGCUGAUUAGAUUUAUGCGUAUUCUGUCAUUUGAAAUGUGGAGAAUUCCAGAAAGUAUCUGACUGUCAAAAGCGACUUAACUUGGUCCCCUGUCUCAAGUGCAUUUGCAUGGAACCAAGUAUAGUUGGUUCCUGUGCAGCAAAGGUUAAUACUGCUGAAAGAGAUUCAAACAAUGUUUAAAUACCAUUCCCUCUCUGAAAUAAUUCAGAGAACUUUUGCUUCAUCCAAAGACCAAAAUAGAUUCUUUCAUUCAUUUUCCUAAUUUACAUUUCCAUUGCUUAACCCUCUAGCAUUCAAACUGGACAUAUCUGGCCCAAAUAUUCCACAUGUUUUAUGUUCAAACUGACCAAAUCCAGCCUCUUAUACAUAGCCUACAAUGUCAUGUUAAAAAUGAGCAAUCACAUCAUUGAAAUCUCAGAGCUAUGAGAUAAAGCAUGAUUGAUUCAAGACAUCAUCGUUUAACGUCCGUUUUCCAUGCUGGCAUGGGUUGGACGGUUUGACUGGGGUCUGGGAAGCCAGGUGGCUGCACCAGGCCCCCCAAUCUGAUCUGGCAGUGUUUCUACAGCUGGAUGCCCUUCCUAAUGCCAACCACUCCGAGAGUGUAGUGAGUGCUUUUUACAUGCCACCGGCACAGAAGCCAAUCAGCCACGUUUGGAUGGUGCUUUUUACAUGCCACCGGCACAGGGGUCACAACUACAGUUUCCAUUUGAUCAUUGAAAUCUCAGAGCCUUGAGACAAUGCAUGAUUGAUUCAAAUCCAUGUGAAUAAAUAAGCAUUACAUUGGUCAGAGUAAUCUGAAUGCUAAAGGAUUAAAGUGAUUCCUGAUAUUUUGGAGAUGCCAGUCCAGUUAGCAAGUUGCAGUUAAGAGAAUUGUAGGUGACUGGGAAGCAGGGAAGCAGGACAUUAUGUCUUCUACUCUAUUCUCAGGCACUGUGAGUUGAAUUUGGAAAUGGAAGCCUGCCGCGUGUGUACAUGUGUAUAGGCACAGGCAUAGCUGUGUGGUUAGGAAGUUUGCUUCCCAACCACAUGGUGUCAAGUUCAGUCCCACUGUGUAGUAUAUUGAAAAAAAUGCUUUGGGGUGUCCGAAGCCUUGUGAAUGGAGUGGGCAGACAGAAACUGAAAAAACACUCAUAUAUAUAUAUAUAUGUGUGUAUGUAUGUAUAUAGGUGCAAGUUUUUGUCUCCUCGUCUUAAUCACAAUACAGUUGUAAGCAAGUAUCAGUCAUACAAGAGAUGGGUUUCGUUUACAAUCUUCAAUGAAAACAUGUCUAGUCAUGGGGAAAUGUUACCUUGCUGUGAAACAGUUGAGGGUUGGUGACUGGAAGGGCUUGCUGUUACUGAAAAGUUGCUUCAACAAAUUCUGUCUGACUCAUACAAGCAAGAAAAGUAGACGUUAAAUGAUGAUGCAUGUGUGUGUGUGUUAAUGUUUAUAUUCUGUGGCAUCUUUACAUAAAACUGCUCAAGCAAAAACGGUGGCAUCAUGCUGACAUUCCCUUUUAACAGAUCAUCUCAUAACUCUGUGCUUUUGAAAACAAAUGGAAUAACAAAUAGUCCCUUAACUGAAAAACAAGCAAGGGGUUGGUGACAGGAGAAGCAUCCAGCUGUAAAGUAGUGUUUCAAAUAUCAAACUUUAUAUAUAUAUCGUUAUUCUGUUUCUUUGGAAACAUUACUAGUCACAUAGAUAGGUGCCAAGAGAUUACGAAUUUUAAUUUUUGUAAUUAAAUUAUGUAUUUUAUAAUUAUAUUUUAUAUAUUCUACAAAAGAAAAAGCAUUUAGUGUGACUGUGUGGUAAGAUGAGUGCUUCCCUACCACAUGGUUCUGAUGGAAACUGGAAGAAGCCCAUCAUAUGUGUAUGUGUGUGUCUUUUGUGUUUGUCCCCCACCACUUUUUGACAACCGGUGUUUACAUCCUUAUAACUUAGCAGUUCAACAAAAAGGACCGAUAGAAUAAGUACCAGACUUUAAAAAAAAAAGUACUGGGGUCAAUUUGUUCAACUAAAUUUCUUCAGGGCAAUGCUCCAGCAUGGCCGCAGUCUAAUAACUGGAACAAAUAAAUGAUGAAAUAAUAGAUUUAUUAAACUAAGUGUUGUGAUAAAUCUUACCAUUCCAGGUCCCACCAUCAUCGUUGUCUUCUUUCCAGCUACUCACCCUUAUAGAAUGUGGGGUAGGCAUGUAUCUCAAGACACCUGUGCCUGUCCCUUGAUCAUGCUUCAGCCUCUCAACACCUGACACAAAAACCCCUUUCCUCAGUGUUGUGCCACCAAUCAGUCGAAGGGUCUUUUUUAGUCCUGUGAGUUACAUGGUAACCUCAUUAGUACAAGUGACAUUAAAAAAAAACACCCAGCACACACUAUAAUGGGGCUGGUGUGAGAAAGGGCAUCCAGCCAUAGAAACCUUGCCAAACCAGACACCGGAGCAUGGUGCAGUUCUCUGACCUAUUGGAUCCUGUCAAACCAUCCAACCCAUGCCAGCAUGGAAGACACAGUGAAUGAUGAUGAUGAUGUCUAUUUUUUCUACAAACAAUGAUCCUUCACAUUAGAACUUUUAAAUAAAUAUGAUUGUAUGUAUGACUGUGUGAGAUACACAUUGUUGAGAGAUGAUGAUGAUGAUGAUUUACCUUUGACGGAUAUUUGUCCCCAUCUUGUUUGUUGUUAACACAAUGUUUUGGUUGAUAUACCUUCCAGCCUUCAUCAGUUGUCUUGGAGAAAUUUCGAACCUGGGUUCUCAUUCCUAAGGUAUUUUUCAAUGUUGUUGUUGUUGUUGUUGUUGUUGUUGUUGUUGUUUUUCUUCUUCUUCAAAUUUUCUUCCAUUUCUCGCCGAGUGUUUUCCGUACACCUAGUGCAGAGAAGUUCAUUGUAUGCAUUCCCAGUUUACACACGCAAAUUCACAGGUAAAAUAUGUAUUUUUAAAAAAAUUAAUAAAUAAAUAAAUAAAUUCAUGAAUGGGUGUUGUUUUCCCAGCGAUAAUGCCCUUCUCAGUACAUGAGUCGUUCCAGUUAACAUGAUUUUUUUGCACUUCCUGUAGGGAUGGUAAGCCUGGUAUCAUUUUCAAAUAGGUUUCAGUACCUUUUUUUUUACCCUACAAUCACUGGUACGGUAGUCGCCUUGAGAUUCCACAUUUUUUCAAUUUCUAUUAGCAAGUCUUUAUAUUUACUGAUCUUGUCAAAUUCUUUCGCCGCUAUAUUAUGAUCACAGGGAAUACUCAUGUCAAUUAAUAAACACAUUUUUUUGUCUGAUCUUUUAUAGUAGUAUCCACUUUAUUAGCUUUUAUAGUUUUGUCGGUAUGUACGGGGAAGUCCCAGAGAAUUGACACAUUUUCUCCCUCAGUUACAGCUUCAGGAUGGUGUUUAUACCAUUUGUCAGGGGUUUUGAUUUUAUAAUGCCGACAUAUUGUCCAGUGUAAAUACUGGCCGACUCUGUCAUGUCUUACUUUAUAUUCUACAGGUGCUAAGACUC
This is a messenger RNA of Octopus bimaculoides (California two-spot octopus), 6090 nucleotides long. Its product is annotated as centrosomal protein CEP57L1. Gene Ontology annotation, molecular function: microtubule binding; identical protein binding; gamma-tubulin binding. Gene Ontology annotation, cellular component: centrosome. The record is from RefSeq and is a predicted model, not a curated record. Lineage: Eukaryota; Metazoa; Mollusca; Cephalopoda; Octopoda; Octopodidae.